Messenger RNA from Closterium sp. Naga37s-1, 1293 nucleotides. The record is from the annotation of a GenBank genome assembly. Lineage: Eukaryota; Viridiplantae; Streptophyta; Zygnematophyceae; Desmidiales; Closteriaceae.
AUGCCUCAGUACUUGGCUCGGCAGGAGAUCAGGAGGGAGAGCGAGGCAGACGAGGUGAAUGGCGGAGUGGAGGUGCUGGCAGGGAAAUACAAAGACCCGAGUUUUGGCGUGUCCGUGUGGCGUGGGGGGAUUGUGGAGCCGAAUCUCAUGGCGGUGUUUGCUGCUGUGUGGUACUACCUCAAGCACCAUUCAGUUAGGAGUAGCAGCAGGGGGUUGGAGGGAGAGAGCGAGGCGGACGAGGUGAAUGGUGGGCUGGAGGUGCUGGCAGGGAAGUACAAGGACCCGAGUUUUGCCGUGUCCGUGUGGAGAGGUGGGAUCGUGGAGCCGAACCUGAUGGCGGUUUUUUCUGCUGUGUGGUACUAUCUCAUGCACCAGUCAGAGCCCCCGGCCGACAUGGCCAGUUCAGUGCUUUACCUGGGGUGGGCCGUGAGCAACAGUGGCUGUCGGGACCCACAUGUUGAUAGCCAAAUCAUGCAUUCACCCCUUACUCUUUCUCUGCUCUCUCCCCUCCCUCCGUCAGAGCCCCCAUCGGACAUGGCCAAGUCAGUGCUGUAUCUGGGCUGGGGAGUGAGCAACAGCGGCUGUAGGGACGUGGCCUCUCCCUUCUCCAACGUGCUGCCCGCCCUGCAAGCAGCGGCUGACACCGUUCGUCUGCUAGCGCAGGCGCGGCUGCAGCAGAUGCCGACCAGCAUAGAAGAGGACGAAGCGAUCCUGAGGGAGCUGGAGCGGUGCAAGAGCGGCGGGAAGAUGGGGGCGGGUGGUGGGGAGGGGGUGAAGGGUGGGAAACUGGGGAAGGAAGGAAAGAAGAAGCCAGCACAGAGCAAGCAGCAGCAGAAGGCGAAGCUGACGAGCCUGGAGGAGGAAGUUUCCGCAAAGCGACUCAGCCGGCGCCGGCGCCGGCGUGCUGUUAGCGAGGGGAGGAUCAGCGAUGACUACAGCGAUGAUGACAACAACGAGGGUGACAACACCGAGGAGGAAACGGACCUAGAGCUCGGGAGCAGGAGCGAUGAAGAGGAGGCGAUAGAUUGUGAUGCGUGGGCGCGAGAGCGGGCCAGUGGGGAGAGCGAGGAGGAAGGCGGCGGGUCGGAGAGCGGGAAUGGCAGCGGCGGUAGUAGUGGGGGUGCGAAGAGGCUUACUGUGAUGCGGGUGCGGUGUGGGUGUGAGGAGUUUAGGGCGGAGGCGGAUGAGCGGAUGGUGGCGGUGCGGUUCCGGAAGGCCAAGAAGGCGGUGCUGAAAGAAGUGGUGGACCGGCUCAGAAAGGCGUGCCCUUCCUCCCCCACUGCUUUCCUCUGA